GCCCGGGAGGCCCGGCUACCGGGACGACCGGGGGUGCAGGAGUCGCAACCCGAUCAGAGGAGCCUGGAUCAGACAGGUUUCGAUCGAGAGACGAAGACGAUGAGGAGCCCGGGAGGCCCCAGCGCUGUUCACGGCGUGUGGUGGACCCCCAGCAUCCUGGCAAAGCCGUUUGGGAUGUCGGCAUUUCCAUUAUGAUCGUGUACUCGGUCCUGGUGGAGCCGUUCCGGAUUGGCUUCGGUGUGGAAGUGUCGGGUGCAAUGCUCGCCAUAGACAUCUUUGUGGAUUGCCUCUUCGUGAUAGACAUUGUGUUGACUUUCUUCACUGCGUACCUCGACGAACGUGAGGUGCUGGUGACAAAUCGCCUGCGGAUAGCGCAGCGAUAUUUGAGGGGUUUCUUCGUGAUUGACGUAGCAUCCGUUUUCCCGGCAGAGCUCUUCUUGCUGGCAAUUCAGCCGGACAUCGCUACACAAGCACGUGCAGUGAAGCUGCUGAGGCUUGUGAGACUUAUGAAGCUGGGGAGGCUCUUCAAGCUGAAACGCCUGGUGCUCCUCGUAGAAGAGAAACUGAACUUCAGUCUGCAAGUGAUGGACAUGUUGAAGAUGUUGGUGAAGGUCCUUUUCAUCGUGCAUUGGUUGGCAUGCUUGACGUUCCUCGUCGCAUCACCUGUCUGCGCGGACGGCACAGCGAUGCCCUGCCCACCGCCAGAGGGCCCGAACGACGACACCAGGUUCUGGUCAAACUGGGUGCGAAUGUUCCAAGUGGACAAAUUUGACCUGGCGGCCCGCUACUUGAGCACCUUUCACUUCAUCACAGCGACACUCAUGGCUGUUGGAUAUGGGGACAUCUUCCCAGCUAACUCCUUCGAGCGCAUCGUGUGCAUUGUGUCUCAGAUCACGGGUGCAGUGCUGUUCGGCUUUCUCCUCUCCUGCAUCACCGCAGUCCUCGAGUUCACACACCCACGCGAGCUGGAGCACAAGAAGCGGAUGUCCGAGAUUAAGAACUGGCUUCGGAAUCGAAGCUUGCCGCAGCCCUUGAAGACGCAGGUCUGGUCGCACUUUUGCUACGUUACUGCUCAGCGGUCAGCCUUUAAGGAUGAGCACGCGAUGCUGCUGUCCCUGCCGACGCACCUGCGCAGCCAGCUGGUCGAAUCCUCGCAAAAGAUGUACUUCCAGGCCAUUCAGGCCUCUUUGGGAAAUUUCGAGAAGGGGCUGGUGGCCGAGCUGGCCGUCCAGGUGAUGCCAAUGCAGGUGCCAUACCACAUGUGCAUCCUGGAGACGGGGGAACUUACCACCGAGCUCUAUGUGGUUGUGACUGGCCGGGUGGAGGCGGUUCUUGUGGAGGAACGCCACAACGAGAACCCGGAGCAGCUGGAGGCCUUCCUGAAGCUUUGCUUGGCCAGCAGUGAUCCACGGAGGAACGGUGGCGGCGUGGCCCGUGAGGACCUCUUCGACGAACCGUCCGGAAAUAGCCUGCCGGAUGCUUCUGCAGAUGGAGAAGAGGCGCGCCCCCGUGCUGAGCGAACACGCCGAAGGCAAGCCACCCCCACAAGGGGAUUGAUCCAGCGGGCGAGGUCCUUCCUCACCGAGGGCGUGGGCUUUGCAGCGCCAGCGCCCUCCGAGGACAUCAUCCAAAUUCUCUGUGGCAUCUAUGGAGAACUGGAGGCUUUCGGCCACUGCGCUGUGGCACCGCUUCGCUUCCGAGGUGGAUGUUACCAAUCCGAGAUCUUCUCCAUCAGCCAGGAUAUCCUGGACAGGGCCAUGUCCGCCUACCCCGGCCGGCAGCAAGAGUUCGAGGUCCAGUGCCGCUCGGCCACGAAGGAGCUGGCCAGGGCCAUGCUGUCGGCCGAGUGGUCCGGGCAGCUGCCACAGUGCGCACAGCCGACGCAGCGCCUCAAAGGGCUGGUGGUCUACCGCACGAAGGCCACAGACGUGCGCCAGCUGCCAGCCGACGUCCUUGAGGAGGCGGACGAAGCUGGAUUUGCACAGGAAGCUGUGCGAUGUGUUUCCUCCAAGCGACUGGACAAGGGGGGCAAGGUGGUGACGGAGGUCGAACCCGUUCAGGAUCCAAGUUGUCGGCACCAAGCUGCGCACAUCCUCAGGACAUCAUCCGGCUCCGAGCUCAGUGACUGCCUGCAGCAGCGAAUCGUGGAACAACCUUCAGCAGAUCCUGCUGAAGCUUUUGGGGAGGAGGAGGAGGAGGAGGAGGAAGUAGAGGUGCAGUCAGGGCAUGGGUCAGGGCCAACGGAGGCAGAGGAGGGCACUGCCUCAACCUUCCUGGCCGCAGUCAAGGCUCGGCUGACGCAGUGGGGCAAGGUCGCUGAGUACCACAAGUUCGUUCUGGCCUUGUCCGGAUGCGUGGAUGUGAAGGCAGCUCUCAAGAUCCUCCGUGGUCACGAUGACCUCAUUGCCGUGUUCCAACGCAAGUUCGCUCCGGAUGCCGACCUCUCGGCAGUGAAGGCGGAGAUCAAGGAGGAGGAUGAGCCUCGACCUCCACCAUUUCCGCCCGCCCGUGCCAAGGUGGAACUUCAGGCAGAACCCGUGGUAGACUCCACAGGCGUGAAGGCCGAGGACGACGACACGCCGCGGCCACCGCGCUUCGCCCCGCUCGAGCGAAGACCGCCGCCUCGGGUCGGCGACGACAGUGACGAGGAGCACUUCGACGAAACAGCGGUGGCUACCGCAGCUUCGCAGGGCCCUCGAGCCUGUGUUGAGGAACUGGCUCGGCUGCUGUUCAGCCGCGGGCGGAAGGCAGGCGACCAGACCGCCCAACGGGUGCAGAUGCAGCGAUAUGCAGAGAAAGUCUCUGCACGGCCUCGGUUCCCGCGAGAACUCUACGUCUUGCGUGGGCUCCCAGGUAUUGGGAAAACAGAGUAUGCGAUGGAACGGCUGCUCGAGAUGAGGCCGCUGGAUCGCGGCGAGGAGCAGUCUGCGCGUCUCACCCACGUCUGUUCGGUGGACGACUUCCUGGAAUCCUUUCGAGGUGAGCCCUUCAAGCUGGAGGCAGCGCACCGGCGGAACGAGGCCCGUGCCUUGCUGGUGAUGGAAGCUGGGAUUCACCCGGUCUUCAUCGACUCGUCGAACCUCCGUCUUUGGGAGAUGCGGCCGUACGUGCUGCUCGCAGAGCGUCUCGGUUACGUGGUGAACGUCGUGGAGCCGUGGGAGAUUUGCGCAAAGUAUCGCGAUCUUAGCUUCCUUGCCGUGAUGCUCGACACUGCCGAGCGCCGACGAAGAGGACGAGUGCUUCCACGACAGGCGCUACUGGCGCUCUUGAAGGCCUUCGAGACUCUUCCAGACUCGGAGGCCGUGCGGCGUGCUCCUCGGCGUGGUGCCCGACACGACCUCCUCGCAUCGAGGUGA
Symbiodinium necroappetens is the source of this 3356-nucleotide messenger RNA. The record is from the annotation of a GenBank genome assembly. Lineage: Eukaryota; Dinophyceae; Suessiales; Symbiodiniaceae.